AUGGAGGGAUCUCCAUACCUGAGUGAAGAUCUGUUAGUUGAAAUCCUGGCGAGAUUGCCCGUACAAUCUUUGCUCCGUCUUAGUACCGUAUCCAAAUCAUGGAAGACCAUCAUAGCUAGCCCCAAAUUCUGUUCAUUCCACCUCUCCACAAACCGCAACUCCUCCAAAAUCUUACUCACCGCACAAGACCGUGGACAGGGUGGCGUCGCCUUCGGUAAGAGACCCGAAGAGCGGCACUUUCUGCUUAACAACUAUGAAAAUCUCCCCGCCGACCCUUCCUGGUUAACCCCUUUCGAUUUCCCCUUCGAAUACCCAGACUGGACCUCUCACCACAUCGUCGGCUCCAUCAACGGCUUGAUAUGCAUAUCCCAGUCGCUAUCCUAUUUCCCGGAUGCGCAACCCAAUCUACCCAUCAUACUAUGGAACCCUACUGUCGAGAGGCACGUCUGCCUACCCGACCCAACCUUCAGUCUAGCAUAUAACGCAUCCAUCGAGUUCGGAUACGCCGCCGCCACAGACGAUUACAAAAUCGUGGUCGUUAGGCAAUUAGGCGAGACUAUUGCCCCGGAGUUCCACGUCUAUUCAUUGAACUCGAACGCAUGGCGUGGGGGUUUCGAGAUGUGCCCUCCCGCGGCCGCCCCUGUGAGGAAUAUUGAAGAAAGAGGGGACCGUCGAAUAUUUGGUAGCACGGGUGCUUUCGCGGGAGGCAAGAUGCACUGGCUUGUUAGCAAUGAUUAUGAGAUGGAGCCGUAUUGCGACACCCUUUACACGUUCGAUGUGGCGGAGGAGGUUUUUGCUGAGGUGGGCUUACCUCCGCCACCUGAGGAAAUGACUCAGCUAAUUCGCGGAACACCGCGGGUUGCUGUAGUUAGGGACUUAUUGCAUGUGGUACAACCCACGCUUAUUACCUUGCAAAUGUACAUGUAUUGGACAAUAUGGGUGAAGAUGGAGGAUGCUGGAUCUUGUGAUAUGUACUGGAAGAAAUUGUACAGAGUUGAUGAUGUGACUGCUGUGUUUGUGUGUCUUUUGAAGAAUGGGGAGUUGGUGAUGGAUAAGGACCCUAACUUCUCCAGAACUGUGCUCCACGAUGUCCAUGGUGCCUUAGUGGCAUAUGAUCCGAGGGAUGGGAAGUUUAAGGACUUGGAGCCUUUGUCACUCUCUCAACAACGAGCCUUUGGGAAUGUCGAGUCUAGGAAUCACCAAGAGACUCUAGUUCUCCUCGACCGAACGCUGAUUGACGACCCACAAACUACUUGGAAUACUUGUCAAGUUCAAAUCGAAAAGGAUGACAAUUGA
This is a messenger RNA of Striga asiatica, 1296 nucleotides long. The record is from the annotation of a GenBank genome assembly. Lineage: Eukaryota; Viridiplantae; Streptophyta; Magnoliopsida; Lamiales; Orobanchaceae.